This is a messenger RNA of Zophobas morio, 1796 nucleotides long. It is a transcript of the gene Tpst, whose product is annotated as Tyrosylprotein sulfotransferase. The coding region runs from base 330 to 1484 and encodes 384 amino acids. Gene Ontology annotation, molecular function: protein-tyrosine sulfotransferase activity. Gene Ontology annotation, biological process: peptidyl-tyrosine sulfation. NCBI's taxonomy places the organism in Eukaryota, Metazoa, Arthropoda, Insecta, Coleoptera, Tenebrionidae. The record is from RefSeq and is a predicted model, not a curated record. Gene Ontology annotation, cellular component: Golgi apparatus. The transcript is spliced from 6 exons.
UUGAACUGUCAGUUGCUUCCUCGCAGUUUGGUCAGUUUGGCAAAAGUCUCAGCAGGUGUGGUGUGUGUUUCGCAAAAGCUAACCUGUACGUAUCGUAUUAUUUCGGCGGUCCACAACUUCCUCACAGACUUUUCGAAAAUUUUCGUCAAGACGUCCUCGAGUGCUCGAAGAAACGCCGUUUUCUGACAGGUGCAGACAAAGUCUUCGCAGGCUCAGAUUUUUAUCGGCGUGAAAGAAGUGAGGAGCUAUUUCAAGAUUGCCGUAACACCGCACUUUUUUAUAAGUCGAAAGCGGCCUUCUAGUCAUGAUGAGGUGAAGUAAUCUCGAGGAUGCUCAUCCGGCUGAACCGAGGUGGCCCACGGCGGGCCGCCUUCUACGCCAUCCUUCUACUAUUUGUGGCCGCCAUCCUACUCCGCAUCGGUAUCCUUUGCCUAACUGAGGACGAGCCCGCAUCGGCGAUGCUCUCGCCGAAUAAGUACGUGGUGGGCCCGGACCACAAAGCGUACGAGUACAACCGCGACAUGCCGCUUAUCUUUAUAGGCGGUGUGCCGCGAUCCGGCACGACUCUCAUGCGUGCCAUGCUAGACGCCCAUCCGGAUGUGAGGUGUGGGCAAGAAACCCGCGUAAUCCCCCGUCUUCUCCAGCUCCGCUUCCACUGGCUCAAGUCCGAGAAGGAGUCCCUGCGUCUCGAGGAGGCCGGAAUCACCAAAGCUGUCCUCGAUUCCGCCAUCGCCGCGUUCACCCUAGAGAUAAUAGUUAAGCACGGCGAACCGGCGCCUCGCCUCUGCAACAAAGACCCUCUCACUAUUAAAAUGGGGACGUACGUGGUGGACCUCUUCCCCAACGCGAAAUUCAUCUUCAUGGUGCGGGACGGCCGCGCCACCGCUCAUUCGAUCAUAACGCGCAAAGUGACGAUAACGGGCUUCGAUCUGUCGAGUUACAGGCAGUGCCUGAAAAAGUGGAACAGUGCGGUCGAAGCCAUGAAUAAUCAGUGCAAAGAGCUGGGACCGAACAGGUGCCUGAAGGUGCCGUAUGAACAAUUGGUGCUGCAUCCGAGGAAGUGGAUGGAGAGGGUGCUCAAGUUCUUGGAUAUUCCGUGGAACGAGUCGGUGCUGCACCAUCACGAGUUUAUCAAUAAUGGAGUUAGUUUGAGCAAGGUUGAGCGAUCGUCCGACCAGGUAAUCAAGCCUGUUAACCUGGAAGCUCUGACGAAGUGGGUCGGCGCCAUCCCGGACGACGUCGUCAAAGACAUGGCGGACAUCGCACCGAUGCUGUCGGUGCUGGGAUACGACCCCUACGCCAACCCGCCUAAUUACGGAAAGCCCGACGAAGUCGUCGCCAUCAACACAAAAAAUAUACAGAAGCACAAAGGAGACUGGGACAAGAAAGCCAAAGAAUUGUUUAGUAAUCGAUGGGAAGAAGGCGGAGGCGGCGACACGGCCCUCGACAAAGAACCCAGUGACAGUCCAAACAAUACCACGUGAUAAUACGUAUAUACAAUUAGGUGUUUUCAAUUUGAUUGUGUAUGGACAAGGACCAUCGAGUGACUUUGAUGUGCGUGAAAGCAGAAAGGCGGAGCUUAUUUAUAUUCGAUGUCACUGUGACCAGCCAGUAUCAGAACUCUGUUUAAUUUAUUUACGAAUUAUUUGUUGACUUGUUUGGUCAUCUGGAUUAUUGAUUAGGCGGUACUAACCAAAUCUGUUGAUUGGAUCUUCUGGAUUUACUGUUUUAACUAACUUUGUUAAAUUUACAAAUUUUUUCCAAAGUUUUACUUCGAAUAAAAGUAUUUUAUUACA